Messenger RNA from Neurospora tetrasperma FGSC 2508, 550 nucleotides. RefSeq lists its product as uncharacterized. Bases 1 to 495 code for a protein of 164 amino acids. The transcript is spliced from 4 exons. The record is from RefSeq and is a predicted model, not a curated record. NCBI's taxonomy places the organism in Eukaryota, Fungi, Ascomycota, Sordariomycetes, Sordariales, Sordariaceae.
AUGGCCCGCUGCAAACAGCAAGCCCAAAACGGGCAUCAACAUUCGCUGUCUCCGUUGUCCGCCCCAUGCCGUCCCACUCAAGCCCCAGAAAGGGCACAAGCGUCGUCCGCGGCGCCUACAACAACCACCACGACGGGAACGUCGUCCACUUUGGCUGCAUCGGCUGUAGCAACAUAUUCCGCCAUCAUCGCCGCCGCACAGCUAAACGAGCGAGGCUGCGAGGCCCUUUUGGAAAGCAGGAAUGACACAGAGACGAGAGUGUUCGCGGCCGUCAUCGGUAGAGACGGCCAAGAGCACUUCUACUUCUACGUCCAUUUCAGCCAUGGCACCGCGAAUUCCCCAAAGGGAAACUGCGGCGGCGCCCUCAGCGACCACAACUACAAGGAGUACGACAAUGAGCACGACAACGAGCACAACGACAACAACAUUGGCUACGUCCUCCUCGAUCAGUGCAUUUCUAGACCAAGGGUGCGACGCCCUUUCGUGGUUAGCUGAGGAACCUCUUCCCAAGUUGGAGGUUACCUAAACGAGCGGCGGAUGAGUACUGUGA